This is a messenger RNA of Nicotiana tabacum (common tobacco), 1620 nucleotides long. Lineage: Eukaryota; Viridiplantae; Streptophyta; Magnoliopsida; Solanales; Solanaceae. The record is from RefSeq and is a predicted model, not a curated record.
UUGAUAUAUAGGAGUAUCGCAUAAAGCUAGGGAAUUGAAGUAGUGUUAUUUGUUCAUUAACCAUAUCAUGGCCGCUUCGGCAUUAUUAUCAUCACUUGUUUCCAUUUGUGACAAAUCCUUCGUCAAACCUUCUACUCUCACCCCUUCUACACUUAGACUUCACAAGCUAUCUUUCGUCGAUCAAUCCCUCAGUAAUAUGUACAUUCCUGUGGCCUUUUUUUACCCUAAACCGCAAAGAGAAGAGUCAAACAAUUCUCAACUUUCCCAUAUAGCUGAUUUGUUGCAGACAUCUCUGUCACAAACUCUAGUCUCUUACUAUCUUUACGCAGGAAUAUUGAGAGACAAUGCUACUGUUGAGUGUAAUGACAUGGGAGCUGAGUUCUUGAGUGUUAAAAUAAAUUGUCCUAUGUCUGAAAUCCUUAACCAUCCUCAUGCAACUGAUGCAGAGAGUAUAGUUUUUCCAAAGGACUUGCCUUGGAAGAAUAAUUAUGAAGGUGGUAAUUUACUUGUGGUUCAAUUAAGUAAGUUUGAUUGUGGGGGAAUAGCCAUUAGUGCAUGUUUAUCGCAUAAGAUUGGCGAUGGUUGCUCUGUGAUUAAUUUUCUUAAUCAUUGGGCUAAUGUCACUCGUGAUCGUAGAUUUGUAGUUCCUUCUCCUAGAUUUGUAGGAGAUUCUAUUUUCUCUUCACUAAAUGGUCCUCUUAUUGCUCCACAAAUUAUGUCUAAUGUUAGUGAGUGCGUACAGAAAAGACUCAUUUUUCCAAUCGCCAAAUUGGAUGCUCUUCGUGCUAAGAUAGCAGUUGAAUCAGGAGUAGAGAACCUAACACGGGCUGAAGUUGUCAGUGCACUUAUUUACAAAUCUGCAACAAAGGCAGCAGCAUCAUGUUCUGCAAAUAUACAACCAUCAAAGUUGGUUCACUACUUAAAUGUACGUACAAUGAUCAAACCUCGUCUACCACGACGUGCAAUUGGAAAUCUCUUAUCCGUGUUCUCCACAGCAGCUACGCAAGAUAUUGAGUUGCCAAGAUUGGUUCAUAAUCUAAGGAAGGAAGUUGAGGUAGCGUACAAGAAAGACCAAGUUGAUGAAAAUGAACUGGUUUUAGAAAUAGUAGAUUCCAUGAAAAAAGGAAAAUUACCAUUUGAAGAAAAAGAUGAAAAUUGUACUACUACUACUAUGUAUUUUUGCAGCAACCUUUGCAAAUUCCCAUUCUACAAUGUAGAUUUUGGAUGGGGAAAACCUGAAAGAGUGUAUCUGGGCGAGNAUCAAACCUCGUCUACCACGAAGUGCAAUUGGAAAUCUCUUAUCCGUGUUCUCCACAGCAGCUAUAGUGUAUCUGGGCGAGGCGUGGAGGCGCGAGUGAUGUUGCAGAAACAACAUAUGUCUGCAUUUGAAUGCGAUGAGGAACUCCUUGAGUUUGCCUCCUCCUCAGUUCCAAGUCUUUAAUUACGAGGAGUUUGAAAUCUGCCUUUCUGUUUCGUUGUAUGAUUUUGCAUGUUUAUUUGGUCCCAUAAUAUUAUUACUAAGUGGAAUACGUGCCUUUUAUUUUGUUUACUCGGUUUGUUUGAUUUUUCUGAUAUGUAACUCUCACCCAAUAUAUAAUUUGUAAUUGUAUGUUUCAUCAA